AUGACCCACCGCUGCGACAACAACAGCUGCUGCCAGGAUUACGGCUUCAUCAGCUACAACAACAGCAACCACAUCAGCCUCAUCAACGACAAGCGACACGACGCAAGCAUCACAAUCGCAACCAUCAACAACUUCAACAGCAGCAUCAAAAACAUCCAUUGCUACAUCAACGGACGCGACAAAAGCAACCACAGCAGCUGCAACUACACCAGCCGCAGCAGUCGCAACAGCAAAGCCAUCACAAUCUACUCACGAACACUCGGAGAAAACACCACCGACGCCGUCUUCGAAAAUUUAGAAUUCACAAUUCACCGUCAUCAUCAUCAUCAUCAUCAUCAUCUUUAA
Helobdella robusta is the source of this 345-nucleotide messenger RNA. RefSeq lists its product as hypothetical. The coding region runs from base 1 to 345 and encodes 114 amino acids. The transcript has a single exon. The record is from RefSeq and is a predicted model, not a curated record. NCBI's taxonomy places the organism in Eukaryota, Metazoa, Annelida, Clitellata, Rhynchobdellida, Glossiphoniidae.